Molecule: messenger RNA, 1458 nt
Organism: Fomitiporia mediterranea MF3/22
Lineage: Eukaryota; Fungi; Basidiomycota; Agaricomycetes; Hymenochaetales; Hymenochaetaceae
Exons: 4
Coding region: 1-1458 (485 amino acids)
Source: RefSeq, a predicted model, not a curated record
AUGGUACUCACUCGCGCAAUGUGGAAGCAACUAGCAGCCACUCGGACCGCAAACAUGGAAACGACAGUCAGUAAUGAGACGACAUUAACGCAUUCAAGGCGUUCGCGUAUUGCGCACUCUGGAAACCGCCUGCGAUCAAUGGCCAGAGAGGGCACUGCCGUCUAUAACAAUGCGGCUGAAGGCUCCGCCAACGUCCGCACCAAUGCUUUCAGCAUCAGCACGGAAAGCGCCGGUGCUUUUCAACCGAACAUAAUUACAGAGGACCAGUCCUCUAACACCCAAACUGUGCAAGCUGCGCAUGUCGAAACAGAAAGUACAAGAAAUGCUGAGAUCCUUGAUAGCCAGCCACUGGCCUCGGGAUCUACCAGCAAAAGCUCACAAGAUCCUUGCGAAGACCUUCCGAAUCCUUCCUUCCCACCUCCUCCCAAGCCGAAGUCUCGUAAAAAACGUGGUCAUGGGUGGAGUCGCAGAAAAACUGCAAGAGCAACUACUCAAGGUCGUACUGUCCAGGCAGGCGGCAAGCGCCGAGUUGAGGACGUAGAUGGCGAAGAAGACGAGAAUAGGCCAAGGAAGAGGCAGCAUAUUAAUGAGGAAAGCGUUGCGGGGCCUUCCAACGCCCAUUCUACAUCGAUUGACAGUACGAUGAAUGCCACUAUUGUUAAGCAGCUGCGAUCACGCAGCAUCGUCUUCUCAGAUGGCCCCGCAAACUCAGGAAGAGGCGAGCGGAGCAGGACGCCGAGGUCGCCAUCUCCAGAUCGUGCACCUGUAAGGUCGACGAUAGAUGAUUCCCCGGCCAUUGGAGUUGAGUUGGUACAGAUCAAAACGGAAGAAGAAGAGGAGGAUAACCUCUUCGAUACACUAUUGCCUUGUGAUUGGAGCCCGCUGGUGCCAGGGUCUGAACUGACGGACGCGGACACGUUCAAGUUCGAUAGUAACCGGAGUACGCCGGAGUUAUCGAAUGAGCAUUCCGAAUACAGCACGGAUAAAAGCGAGUCGGUCGGUUCAACACCAAUACGGACUCCACGAGCACAGUCCGUGGAUGUCGAGACCUUUGAAAGGUCCCUUGUGAUUGUUCUUCCGGGAAUGAUAGAGGAAAUGGCACCGCCGGAUGAGUUGAUGGACAUCCAGGAUGAGGAAGAGAACGAGGACGAGAUCGAUGCUGCUGCUUCUGGUCCUUUUAGCCCUGCUGACAGAAGAAGGUCAAGGGCUCCCAGCCCUCCGUCUCUUCCUCCGUCACUCCCCGUAUCACGGUUUUCAACUCCCCAGCGUAAUGAGGAGACAGACAGCGCUAGAUACAUCCAGAGGAAAAUGCGUACGAUCAAGAGAUCAUUCCACACCUCGAUUACGGUAACGAACCGCAAAGUUGGCCUGCUCGUCCUCCUGGCUUCUUGUGUCGGUCUUCUUGGUCCGGUGCCGGUAACGCGUCUGUGGAACUCGAAAUCGACCAUCGUCAGCUGA